AUCCUCUUUGUGAGGGUUUUCCUUUUUCUUUCUUCCUGGUAGGAAAUGUAUCCUUAUAUAAACUGCUCGUUCCGUGUCUUUGUUAUAUCAGAACCCACAGAAGACAAAUAACAUCCAAGAUGAAGAUAGUUCUUGUUAUAAACAUCGCUCUAGCACUCCUGUGUCUCUUUCAAUUACAAACAGUUCUGGCUGUGACGUUGAAUUUAGCCAGAGGACAGACAACAGGGCGCUCUCUACCGGGAAUGUCUAUUAAAUCUGGUUAUACCAACCAGGGAGGUGCAGGACCCUGCAGCGACGGUGUGGUUGUCAAGGUAAAUUUCGCCCAAGCAUCGUGCAGACCUGCCAAUCACCUCACAUGCGGACGUCGAACCCCUCGGCUUAAAGUUGUGGUUCAUCUCGAUAGGCAGAGAUCACGAAGUGGAUGGUUGCUCAAUAUCGGCGACAGUAUCUCUAACAAUGGAUAUGGCGGAGAUGGGGGUCACAAUGACAACGCGGCGGAAAUCCAGGCUGUGGUGGGGGCGACCACCUACGAUAUCACGUCAUACAAGCGAGGCGGACACGUUUGUCAGUUCGCGAAAAAGGCUUUUACUGAUCAUUAUGUGGUCAAUCCAUCUGUCAAUACCGUCACUUUCUAUGUGGCCGACCGGUCGUAUCGUGUCACCAACGACCAAGGUUUCGACGCGACUCAUUGUAGCAAUUGUCUAUUCGCCUUGAACAAUCAACCGGACACUAAAGGAGGUGCUCAUCGCAUCAACAAGGACAUCUACCUGUCAUUUAAUAGGGUGAUCAGCAAUUCAGUUAGGAAAGGUCACGGGGUGUGUUCUGUCGACCUGGCGUGGGACUGUACUCCGUAGAUCCUUCAGAUGAUGUCUUCAGGUUCAGCUCAAGAAGUGGUCAAGUCACGUCAACCAGACUCUGUCUAUUCCUUUACGAAGUCAGAUACUUCCAAGAGAUCUGUUUUAUCGGCUAUUAAGUGAAACUUCAGUAAUGAAAUUCAAACUUCUUUUCCAUGCUACGCGCUCCAUAAGAACGUCGUCGAAACCUGGCGGUGGUGAUUUUGUACUUUUUAAUAGAUCUUAUUUGAAAUAUAACAAUUCACUUAAAUCCAUUCAUCAUGUUCGAAGAUAAAUGUGUAUCUAUGUAACAUAUACAUGAUCUUUUCCAUCAUGUAUCGUUAUUAAAGGUAUCUAUAUCCAAUAUUACCGACUUUCGGUCUUUCGGCAGGCGAAAAUACAUACCGUAGCAUUGAUAUUACCUAUAUCAUGAAUUAUAUAAUACGCUAGUUUUAUUGCAUUUUUUCCAGUGAAACAUAGAAAUGUAUCAAACUAAUAAAACUUCAAUGAUGAGCAUA
Molecule: messenger RNA, 1351 nt
Organism: Pecten maximus
Lineage: Eukaryota; Metazoa; Mollusca; Bivalvia; Pectinida; Pectinidae
Exons: 4
Coding region: 120-854 (244 amino acids)
Source: RefSeq, a predicted model, not a curated record